This is a messenger RNA of Plasmodium gallinaceum, 3189 nucleotides long. RefSeq names its product CPW-WPC family protein, putative. Lineage: Eukaryota; Apicomplexa; Aconoidasida; Haemosporida; Plasmodiidae. The transcript has 2 exons. The record is from RefSeq and is a predicted model, not a curated record. Bases 1 to 3189 code for a protein of 1062 amino acids.
AUGUAUUUUAAAUACAAGGGUAUUUUUUUAAUUUUUUUAAUAGUUAUAAUAAAUUGUUUUAAUAAAAUUUUUCUAUAUACUCACGCUUUAAAUAACAAUAAAAAUAAAUCAAAAAAUAUUCUAAAUAUAACUAACAACAAUAAUGAAUAUAAUGAUUUGUCAUCAUUUAGUGAAGAAUUAAUAAAAUCUUUUUCUUCUAUUUUAAAAAAAGUUCCUUUAAUAAUACUUAAGGAAAAAGUAAAAAAUCAAAUAAUAAAAGCUUCUGAUAAUUUGAAUCUACCAAAUCCAGAUGAAGAACUUUGUGAAAUUAAUUAUUCUGAAUUAUGUCCAGAAAAUUGGGUAAACUUUGGUGAUGGUAUAAAUUGUUUAAGUCCUAUUAAUUACAAAGGUUCUUGUGAAAAAAAAGUAUCUUUUAAAAAUGCAACACCAAUAAGUAAAUAUAAAUUUUCGAUAGAAUGUAAUGUAUCAUGGCCAUGUGUUGGAAAUUGUAUAGAAGAUUUUUCAAAAAUAUGUCCAGAUAAAUGGAUACUAAACAAAGAUAUUUGUGAAGCAUCAGAAAAUUAUAAUGGGAAAUGUGUAAAAAAAAAAAGUUUUUCAAAUUAUUCUGAAGCAGAAAAAAAAAUAUGGGGUGAUGAAUGUAAUGUAAAUUGGCCAUGUUAUGAUAAAAAUUAUGAUUUCAAUGUUUCAUGUCCUAUUAAUUGGAAAUUAAAUCCUGACCAUAAAAGUUGUUCAUCUCCUGAUUCUUAUAUUGGGCCAUGCGCAAAUAUUCUAUAUUUAUAUGAUUUAAAUGAAAAAGAAAAAUUAUCUUUAAGAAGAAAGUGUAAUAUUGAAUGGCCAAUUCAUACAAAAAACGAAUUUGAUUUAAAUUCAUUAUGCCCUAUAGGUUGGAAAAUAUCCGACACUGAGCAUGUAACCUGUAAUGCACCUUUAUCAUAUAAUGGUCCAUGUGAAAAAAAAAUAUCCUUUGAAUAUUUCAGUAAAGAAGAAAAAUAUGAAUUUUCACAAAAAUGUGAUAUACAGUGGCCAUUAUUAGAUGAAAAAUUUCAAAAUUUUGAUUUACCUUGUCCUUAUAAUUGGGUUUUAGUUGACAAAGAAGAAAAUAUAUGCGUAUCACCUAUAGAGUAUCAAGGACCAUGUGAAAAUAUUUUUUCUUUUAAAAACUACACAAAAGAAAUGAAAUCUGCUUGGUCUUUUUCUUGUAAUACUGUUUUUAUUACUGGAAAUGCAAAUAAUAUCGAAGAAAUAAAUAAACAUAGAGAAAAUAAAACCACAAAAAGUAAAAAAAUAUUUGGUAUAAUUAAACGGAACACAUUUAAUUCAAAUCCUUCCAUUAAUAACGGUCCAAUAGGUUAUAAAGGAUCCUUAUAUGAAGGAGAAGUACUAAAUGCUGAUAAUGAAAUAGAAUACUUACCUAACAAAAAUAAUUUAAAAUAUAGUAAUAAAAUAAUUGAAAUUGAAGAUAUUGGAGAUAGGAAUGAUAAAAAUUUCAUUUUAACAGAUGAGAAAAUUAAAGAUUUGAUUUUAUUAAAGGAAUCCUCAGAUGACGAGGAAUUUCGUACAAGCAUAGAUGAAACUAUAAGGGAUCUAAAAAAAAGGUAUUCCAAAGAAGCUUAUUUUUCGUUUAUUGAAAUAAAUAAAUUCAAUAAAUUAUAUAAUAAUAAAUUAGAAGAACGAUAUAAUUUAAAAGAAGAUAUUUGUUUAUACAGAAAUGAAAGUGAAUAUGAUGAUGAAAAUAAAUACAAUUGCAAAGAUGAACAUGAAGAUAAAGGUCAAGAUGAAAAUGAAGAAAAUAAAGAAAAUGAAGAAAAUGAAGAAAAUGAAGAAAGUGAAGAAAAUGAAAGUAAUAUUAAUAAAAAUGAUUUCAUUGAAGAUGAUAUAUAUGAAAGUAAUAUAGGAGAAAAUUUAUAUGAAGAUAACAUAAUUGAAACACAAAACUUAUAUGAAAAUUAUAAAAUUGAAAAUGAUAAUUUUUCUUAUAAUGAUAUAUGUCUUGAAAAAGACUAUACAAAAUGUCCAAUAGGGUGGACUCAGAUAAAUAAUAAAGAAUGUCUAGCUCCCAAAUCUUAUAUAAGAAGUUUAAGAAUGUGUAGCUCCAUAUUAAAUAUAGGAGAUAUAGUAAAAAAUGUAUAUGAUGUCACACAUAAUAUGUCUUUUGUAGUAAAUGACAUAGAAGAAAGAAAAAAAUUAGAGAAAGAUUGUAAUAUAAAAUUUCCUUGCAAGGAAUGUGAGAGAGAUUAUGUUCGAAUAAAUUGUCCUUUAGGGUGGACAGAUAUUGGUGAUGGAAACUGUAAAGCACCUAAUGACUACCCAUUUUACUUAAAAGAAUUGUGUAAUACUGUAGUUAAUUUUAAAUAUGCUUCUCCAACAUUUAAAAGAAAUUGGAGUUUUUUAUGUAAAUCUGACUGGCCUUGCUUUUCUGUAUGUGAAAAAAACUAUGGUAUCAUUUGUCCAUUAGGCUUUAAACUUAUCAAUGAACGAAUAGAAAAAAACGGUGAAAACAUUUAUGUGUGCUCUAAUGAAUACUGGAAAGAAUAUAAUAACACUGAUUUUGAUAAUCAAAUAAAAAGAAAUUUAUGCCAUGUUAUUGAAAUAUACAAUAGUACUAUUUUAAAGAAAGAAAUUGAAAGAAAAUGUAAAGUUACAUGGCCAUGUUUAAAUAAAUGCGAAGAAAAUUUUUAUCAAUCAUGUCCAUAUAAUUGGCUUUUAAAAGAUAAUAAAUGUAUUGCACCAUAUUAUUAUAUUCCACCAAAAGGAUGCAAAAACUCAUUUGAUAUUUUAAGUUUUAAUAUUUUUGACAAAUAUCUUUUUUCAAAUAAAUGUUUUGCUCCUUGGCCAUGCAAACAUUCUUGCCAGCAAGAUUGGUCUAGUGUUUGCCCAGAUCAAUGGAUAUUAACAAAAAAAAAAAUAAAUAACAAAAAAGAUACUAGAUAUUUUUGUAAAUCUUCUGAUAAAUACAAGGGAAUAUGUAAUGAUGAGUAUGAUUUAACUUAUUUCACUUUUUUGCAAAAACAAGAUUUUUCUUUUAAGUGUAGUGUUAAAUGGCCUUGUGGAAGCUCCUUGCAUCAUUCACAAAAUUGGCAAAAAGAAAAUAUUUAUAAUGAUAUGAAUUUUAAGAAACUAAAUACUCUUAGAUUUUAUAAUCCCUAUUAUUUAUCUAAUUAUAUGAAAUAUAAAAAUUCUUUUUUUUAA